Molecule: messenger RNA, 1170 nt
Organism: Prosopis cineraria
Lineage: Eukaryota; Viridiplantae; Streptophyta; Magnoliopsida; Fabales; Fabaceae
Product: methyl-CpG-binding domain-containing protein 7
Exons: 7
Coding region: 38-889 (283 amino acids)
Molecular function (GO): DNA binding
Source: RefSeq, a predicted model, not a curated record
UGGAGCGAAAUCCCACUCGCCACAGCAUCCCCCACCCAUGAGCGGCCGAUCGUUGUCGUUAGCGGCGAUUCCACUUCAGGUUCGAAGGCAUGAACCUGACGAUGAAGAAGAAGGAGAGCUCAGUGAAAUUCAGACCCCACGGAACUUGCAGAAGAGCGGUGCCCCCUUCAGGCUUCCCGAUGAUUGGAUCGUUGAGGAAAGGCCCCGUUCCUCCUGCACCAGCACUCGCCGCCAUGUCGACAGGUAUUACUAUGAGCCUGGCACUGGGAGGAAGUUUCGUUCGCUGGUAUCUGUACAGAAACAUCUAAUGGAAGGGACAAGAGAAACUAAGAGAGUGAAAUCUGAAAAUAAAAAUACAAUGCAGGCUGAAACUCAAACCAGGGGAAGUGCCCCGUCCUUUGGAUUACCAGAUAGUUGGAUAGUUGAGGAGAAGCGACGUAAAUAUGUUGGAGUCAAAGAUAGGACUUAUAUUGAGCCUGAGACAGGGAAGAGGUUCCGUUCGUUGUUAGCUGCUCAGAGAUAUCUAGGUGAAGACAAUGGAUACACAGCCACGGCCAAGCCAUUGUUGGAGUCUGGAACUGAAAAGCGAAGUGCUGCUGGUGAGAACUGCUGUGCAGAAGAUGAAAUUUAUCUGAAAUCAUUGAAACUUGAAGUUAAAUCUAAGAAGUCUGGUUCACCGAAGAAAAUUGGUUUGGAUAAGGACAAGAAGGCUUCCAUGUUUGACUUAUCCUGUCCACCAGCAAAAGUGAAGUGGGUUCUUUCUGGUAAUGGGGCAUUCUGGACUCCUUUCCUGGAUGGUUCAAAAGUUCCAGACUCUGUAAAGCAGAAAUGGUCCGAUGUAUUCGUGUCAUACAUCCAAGAUGGAGGUACUAGUGAACCGAGAUGUUGAGCUCCUCGUUAAAUCGAGUUCGACAUGCAGGAUUCACUAACUGCGGCAGCGGAAAGGGGAAAAUGGGGACAUCAAGGCUUACAUAGUUUGACAUAAGGGAAAAUAGCAAUGAAGGGCCGUUGGAGAAAAUUUAUAACAAUUAAAGAUCAAUUGUUAUUGAAACCUAAAUAGGAAACAAACCUAAAUGGAUUGUGUAUUAUUGUUAAUUUUAAAUGAGUUGUUAAAAUCUGAACGAAUACUUAUUGAUAAAAGAUUAAUUCAACUUAACAAGUAUUCAUUUA